AUUUAAGUACAAUUAUUUAUGGCCUACACUAAAUCUGCAUUAUAGACAGUUUGAUGGUCUCACGGGUUCGAUUUCAGACAAUACAGCUGGAGUGGUGACCAGGAGAGGGGGGUUUCAGAGACUGGAGCAGAGCAUGUACCUGGUGCCAGUCGUUGUGGAGGACGGCGGGUACCCAAUCCGAAGCAGCACGGGGACGGUGUCGGUGCGGGUGUGUACCUGCGACACAGACGGCUCCCUGCUUUCCUGCAAUGCAGAAGCCGUCUUCUUUCCCAUGGGACUCAGCACUGGAGCUCUAAUGGCCAUAAUGCUGUGCAUUGUCAUUCUGCUGGUGAUGGUGGUGCUCUAUAUGGGCCUGAGAAAACACAAGAAGGAGGACACUCUGAUGUCAUCUAAAGAGGACAUCCGGGACAAUGUGAUCCACUAUGAUGAUGAGGGAGGUGGGGAAGAGGACACCCAGGCCUUUGACAUAGGUACGUUACGCAACCCCAAAGGCAUCAAAGAGAUGGCACAGCUGCAAAAAAUUAGAUCAGUGGAUGAGCCCGAUCGGGCUAGUGCGUGUAUGUCCAAUGAGGACAGCGAGGACAUCCAAGCCUACAUCCAUCACUGUCUUCUGGAGAACUCAACACCUCCAUAUGACUCUCUGGUCACGUAUGCAUAUGAGGGAGAAGGAUCGGUGGCCGAGUCUCUCAGUUCCAUUGAGUCCUGGGUGCUUGAACCCAAGGAUGAUUACAGAAAUCUCUGUGACUGGGGUCCUCGUUUCAAAACACUGGCUGGAAUAUUUAAAGAGCAUGAAUGUAAGGACAUGGAAAAGACAGAACAUGAAGCACACACUGAGGUGCUAAAUGACAGACUGGACUAAGAGCAUUUUCAGGCGCUCUGUGAAAAUCACAAUGUUUAUUUAUUUCAGGCAUGGCACUUAAAGGAAUAGUUAAAUUUAAAAUGAAAAUUAUCAUGUUGUUCCAAACCUGAAUGACUUACGUUCUUCUGUGUAAA
This is a messenger RNA of Sinocyclocheilus grahami, 993 nucleotides long. RefSeq names its product cadherin-12-like. Gene Ontology annotation, molecular function: beta-catenin binding; cadherin binding; calcium ion binding. Gene Ontology annotation, biological process: cell-cell adhesion mediated by cadherin; calcium-dependent cell-cell adhesion; adherens junction organization. NCBI's taxonomy places the organism in Eukaryota, Metazoa, Chordata, Actinopteri, Cypriniformes, Cyprinidae. The record is from RefSeq and is a predicted model, not a curated record. The transcript is spliced from 2 exons. Gene Ontology annotation, cellular component: catenin complex; adherens junction. Bases 134 to 859 code for a protein of 241 amino acids.